Messenger RNA from Bactrocera oleae (olive fruit fly), 3299 nucleotides. It is a transcript of the gene omd, whose product is annotated as integrator complex subunit 5 omd. NCBI's taxonomy places the organism in Eukaryota, Metazoa, Arthropoda, Insecta, Diptera, Tephritidae. Gene Ontology annotation, cellular component: integrator complex. Gene Ontology annotation, biological process: snRNA 3'-end processing. The record is from RefSeq and is a predicted model, not a curated record.
GCUUUUUUUAGUAUGUGUUUAUUUAGGAAAUUCACAAAAUAUGGUAACACUUACUUCUUUACUGCAACGUUCUCCUUUACUUACUCAGUUUUGUUAUGAUCAGUGUUUGACCAGGAUAUUUUUGGCGUUUGAUUUGCUGAAUAUUUCAUCAAAGUUAUAAAAUGUUAAAACAACAUGUUUUGGUGGAGUUAAAGCAAUUCAUUCAAGCAGUAACGAACCAUAAUGGCAAUCCUAAGAAGCUUCCAAAUAGCUCUUUGCUGCGAAGUUGUUUUCGCCUGCUUGAGGACUUGCCGGCUGCACGCGAGAUUAUCUUGGAAUAUUUCUCGAUUGUUGCUGAAGUAGCAGUACAAAAUUAUUUGGCUAAUGCAAAUGUAGACUAUACCACUGGACUACCAAUACGACAGGGUAAACAAGGGGCGGGUCCCAGUUCGAGUAACAAUGCUACGACACAGCUAGCGGUUAUAGAGGACAGUAACUGGGCAGCAGUACAAGAGGCGCUUGAAAAUUUAGUUGUCAAAGGACCCCCAGCUUGGGGUCCCGUGAUUGCUUCGUGGAGUCUUGAUCUUGUAGGAAAGUUAUCAGACAGGUAUACCAAACGAAAGAUGUCUAUUAUAGCUGCAUGUAAUUAUUGGCUCAAUUGCGGUGCAAUGCGCGGUUUACUUACGUUAAUAAGUUUGAGUUUUCGUAAACUUACCAAUAGUGAGAAAGAGACUUGUGUAGAAACUUUAUUGGGUGCUUUUCAACGUUAUUCACUUAGUUUUGAUUGGGUCGUAGCGCGUCUAGGCGGUUGCUUUCCCUUAAGCAUUAUAUCACAUAUUUUGCAAUGCAGCCUCAAACGUUUUGCUGACGAUUAUCGCUGUCGCUUCGACUCUGAACUAGGUAUUUUAGAUUACUUAUCAUUCGCGCAUGAACAGGAGCUUAAGCAAGCUUUGACUGAGCUCCUGAAAGAUGGUUUUAAUCCAAAAAAAAGUUUAGAUGCCUGUAUCAUACCAUUUCUAUUGCUGAUGGCUACAUAUGCGGAUGCAUUACUGCAAAACCUGGUGAUUGUGUUUCUUGAAAUAUAUAGUGAUGAUCUACGCAAUACUAUAAUACAGAAAACCCCCCUUUGGAUGAGCAACAAGGUGUUUGCAGAGAUGCAACCAUCGCUUAACAGUCUGACAUUGCGUUUAAAAUCAAAUGGUGCUCAUCUGCUUAUCGCAGUGUCACAAAUGGCAGAACAGUACACUUGGUGUCAGGAUUUCCUCGAAUAUAAUCUGCAAGAUCUGGAACAAGUAGUACUAAAUGCAACAGUUUGCCCGCUAAUGAAUGACCUGGCGACCGAAGACUCGAAAUAUUUGCUUUGGAAGAAUUGUUUGAGCGCAAAUAUCUUUCAACAGCAAACUGCUGUGCGUCUCCUGUUGAUUGUUUCUACACAACAUUCACAUAUUUACUAUCAGACGAUAUCGGAAUUACUACGCAAGUCAUAUGUGACAAAUCCCAAUGGUUUGGGUGCCGUCAUACGUAUAAUUGGUGGUCAAAGUGGUGUAGUUGAAUUUCCAUGCAUUAAGCCAGGUUUACAAAUGGUGCUGGAAGAUGUGCUGCUUCAGGAACAAUUCAAACACACACGUUUAAUAACCAGUGACCAGUCAGAGGCGCUUAACACAUUCAAAAAUCUUAACACGCUAACAAAAAUGCAAAAGAAGAACUCAUUUCAAUAUAUGAAGCAAAACCUGCUGCCAAAUGUGCUCAACGAUUGUUUACCGAAAAUUUUACAAAUUCUGGAAGUCACGCUAACUAAAGUGAUUCUACACAUGAAUAAAUUAGCCGAAGCAAACAGCGCGAAGGCAAUUAAAGUGGCACAAAAUAUCAAAAAUGUUAGUAACAGCGAAAUUGGUAGUGAUAACAAAAAAGUAAAAUAUGCCGCGGCGGAUGCUGAAGUGGAGGCAAUGGAUGUGGAAAAUACAGAUGAGGAUACCAAGCUCAUAGUAGGCAUACCGCUGCAUGAUUCCGACGAAAGCGAAGAAGAAGAAAAUGAUGCCGGCCGGCGUAUUUUAGCACACACUAUCAUAGACUUGCUCAACACAAUUGAUGUUGGCUUGAAAGGCACGGUGAUCCGCACCACAGAGAUAUUAAAGCUGUCAAUUUUAAGCGUAAAGUAUUUCUUCUUGGCACUCACCGAAAAAAGUUCAAUAUCUCGUUCGGCUGCAGUGAAUCGUGCUUACUUGCUGCUGACGCGGCAAUGCGUUGCACGCAAGGCGGCGCGUACUGCUUGUAUACGCGAGUUAGUAGAGGGUGCACUUUUCUAUUAUGGCUAUUUAUUCGGUCAGUAUGAAGAACCAGAAGUGGAUCAGCUGGAAAUACCAGAGCAUGAAAUGGUUUUGCUACAAAAUCAACGACAUAGUUUAGGGCCAAAUGCCAAUCGUACCGUGCUGCAUACGGGUGUGAUUGGGCGCGGUUUGCGACCUGAUUUGGCCACAAAGCAGCAAAAAGUGUGUCCAACUGAAAUGCAAACGUUGUUGCUCAAAGCGUUAGAUGCUUGCUGCACGGUGGCAGAUAAACAAAAUUCCGUCGAGGGUUACUCCAUGAUAUCGCUAUUGCUGGUCGAAAUGGUCUCAACGGAUGUCAUGUACAAUGGUCUGCCCUUUCCGGAUGAAGAGUUCACCAAAGUGACAAUGGAACGUGAUCUGAUGAUACGUCGCGCAUUUACCACAUCUCCAGUGCUUUGGGCGUUGUUGGGCUUUAUAGCAGCGCAUAGACCGGCGCUGUGCUUUUCAUCUGUGCUUCUGCGUGCCAUGUGUGCCACCUGUUUGCAUCAGUGGCGCGCAAAAAAUGUUAACAAAUUCCAACCUUUCGAUCCCAACGACGAACUUAUGCGUUGUACGCAAAAACUAUUGCAGUUGCUGGCAAUGGGACAGUUACUGCCGCCACCACUUUCCAAUCUACACGUAAUCAUCAAACACUUUGAACCACCAGAGAUUGCCUUGCUGUUGAAGGAGUGCAUUUGGAAUUACUUAAAAGAUCACGUGCCCUCACCGGCACUCUUCCAUGUCGACAACAACGAGCUGCAUUGGCGUAAUCCGCAUAUGUCCAAAAUUCCGCCGCAAUAUGUCGAUACACUGCGCAAUUUAAUGCAGAAAAAGCUGACGAAAUUGGGUGAACAUUAUUACCAAAUGUUCAUUAUGCCCGAGUUGAAUGAGGCGCAUGUGGGUCAAGUUGGCCCGGUGGAUUUAAUGGCAAAUAAGACGGAGUUAUAAAACUUUUCACAUUCAUAAUUAUACCAUAUGCAAUAAAAUAAGAAACAGCUUUUCAUUUACAACAAA